This is a messenger RNA of Brenthis ino (lesser marbled fritillary), 738 nucleotides long. The record is from the annotation of a GenBank genome assembly. Lineage: Eukaryota; Metazoa; Arthropoda; Insecta; Lepidoptera; Nymphalidae.
AUGGUGACAUUAGCUGUCAGUGUCAUAGGGAGCAAGGUUCGCCGCGCCGAGUAUAACAUUGAUGAUAACGUAGCUAUAUUGCAAGGAUCUUUUCAUCAAGGAUGUGAAAGGUUUAGCCCAGAAUCACGUGGUAACGAGAUCGUGAAAAAAUGGAGAAGCGUGAGGGACAACUUUUUUCGAUAUGUAAAAAAAUUAAAAGAAAACAGUUCGUCUGGAUCAGGGGCAAAACAAUUUAAAAAAUAUCAUUAUUACAAUCAGUUGCAAUUUUUGUUGAAAAUUGCCCAAAAUAAAACUGACAGUAGCCUUGAAAACGUGCCUGAUGAAACGGAACGAAACAAAAACACAACAUUAUCUUCUCCAUCUCAAGAAAUGUCCUCGUUACCCCCAGGACCUUCUCGCUACGUGCCUGCAAGCCGCAAGAGAUCAAACCAAGCAAUAGAUGAUUUCGAGGCGCAAACAUUAGAAGCGUUGCAUGAGACAGAAAACCGCCACUUAUCAUUUUUCAAAGGAAUUUUGCCUUCUUUGGACGGCUUUACGGAAUUACAGACUUUGACAUUCCAAAGCAAAGUUAUAAAUAUCAUUACCGAAAUGCGGUUCGGGGAACAGACUCAAUCAACACCAUUGCAGUCACGUGGAUAUCAAACUGGGCAACAGUAUCAUGCAACACCAUUGCAGUCACGCGGAUAUCAAACUGGACAACAAUAUGGAUAUCACACUACACAAAAUGCCCAGUCACCA